AUGCCUCACGUUAAAUUAUCAGCUCUUAAUCAAAAUUUAGAAUUAUAUUAUGAAGUUCAUGGUUCCGGGAACACUAAAAUUUUAUUUAUUAUGGGUUUAUUAACUGAUGGUGCUGCUUGGCAUUGUCAAAGUGAAUUUUUUCGUCAACAACCUGAAUAUCAAUGUGUCACUUAUGAUAAUCGUGGUGUUGCGCGUUCAUCAUCACCAUUUACAUUUCAAUAUACAACAACACAAAUGGCUAAAGAUGCUAUUGCACUUAUUGAUCAUUUAAAAUGGACAAAAUGUCAUGUUGUUGGUAUAUCAAUGGGUGGUAUGAUUGCACUUGAAUUUGCUUUAUUAGCACCUGAACGAGUAAUUUCAAUAACUUUAUUGGCAACACAUGCUGGUGGUCUAGCUGGUCGUGCACCAUUUGUUGGUAUUCGUCAUAUACUUCGAUCUUUAGUUAUACGUGAUGAACAUUUACUUGUUGAAAAUUCUCUUUCAAUGCUUUACGGUCCAAAAACACUCGAUGAUCCAGAAAAACGAAAAACUUUGUAUAAUUUUCAUAUUCAACGAGUUAAAACACGUAUUCGACCACAAGUAAUUGGUAUAUUAGGACAUGUAUUAGCUGUUCACCGACAUUAUGUUAGUUAUGCUGAUUUACUUAAAAUUCGUUAUUCACCAUUUGAUUGUUUAAUUAUGGUUGGAACAGAAGAUCGACUUGUACGAGAAGAAAAUUCAUAUAUUAUUCAAAGAACAAUCGGUUGUCGACUUGUUAAACUUGAACAUGCUGGACAUGGUUUACCCGGUGAAUGUGCAAAAGAAAUUAAUGAAACAUUACUUGAUUUAUUUGAAUCAAUUCGAACAAAUGAUUCAUCAAAACUUAAACGAGAAGUACCAGAAGAAUAUAAAACAGAAAUAAAAGCACUUGAACAAUGUUGUCAACAUCGUACUCAUUGUCUUAUUUAUGAUAUGCUUGGAUUGAUAAAUGGUAUAUUUCUCGGUUUGAUAUUAUACAUAUUAUUAACGAUUUUUGGUUUAACAAGAGGUCAAUUGGCUGGUAUGUUUUUUACUAUUGAAACUGUGAUAUUAAUUGGAUGUUUAAAUGGAGUUCGUCGAGCAAUUAAAUGUGUAUAUCAUGCAUUUCAUGCACGACACUUUGUUCAAAAACAUCAAUUAUUACUCGAUCGAGCAGCUCAUCAUGGAGGUAUUGGUGUUGCUCUACCUGAACAACCAAAAAAUGGUAUACCACAUGGUUGUGGUUUUGAAUAUCCUAUUCAUUCAAUUAUAUUUAUCAUUAGUAUUAUUGGUCUUAUUUAUUCAACAAAAAUUUAUCAACAAAAACUCAUUUAG
Messenger RNA from Rotaria sp. Silwood2, 1332 nucleotides. The record is from the annotation of a GenBank genome assembly. NCBI's taxonomy places the organism in Eukaryota, Metazoa, Rotifera, Eurotatoria, Philodinida, Philodinidae.